Messenger RNA from Papilio polytes (common Mormon), 4645 nucleotides. RefSeq names its product jmjC domain-containing histone demethylation protein 1 (gene Kdm2). Gene Ontology annotation, molecular function: zinc ion binding; DNA binding; histone demethylase activity. Gene Ontology annotation, biological process: regulation of transcription by RNA polymerase II; protein demethylation. Lineage: Eukaryota; Metazoa; Arthropoda; Insecta; Lepidoptera; Papilionidae. The transcript is spliced from 21 exons. The record is from RefSeq and is a predicted model, not a curated record. The coding region runs from base 123 to 3176 and encodes 1017 amino acids.
UGUUGGCAGCAGUGUCGGCUGUUGCAAAUGGUGGAUUGCGUUACUUUUUCUCGUGCUCCGUGUAAAAUAUUUACGUAAAAUAGUGUUAAUUUCGUGGUGCAGUGUUUCUGACUUACAGAAACAUGUCGGAAACACUGCCGAACAACAAAAAACAAGUGCCGAGGCAGUUGCGGGAACGCAAGCAACGGAAACUGUACUCGGAUGAAUGGGCUCUUGGUGAUGAUGAAGCAGAAGGUGGUCGUGGAUUUUCACUGGCUGACAAACUGGAGAGUCCCAGGUUUGAACACACCGGAGCUGUUAUUGAAAUGACUGGAUCAGAACUUACCAUUUCAUAUCUACAGAAAAAUGGCUUUACUACUCCGUUACUGUUCAAGGAGAAAAAUGGAUUGGGAUUGAGGGUACCUACAAGUAACUUCACAGUGAACGAUGUGCGUAUGUGCGUGGGUUCGCGCCGCCUUCUCGACGUCAUGGAUGUCAACACACAGAAGAACAUCGAGAUGACAAUGAAGGAUUGGCAGCGCUAUUACGAUGAUGCGAACAAAGAGCGCCUGUUGAACGUGAUCUCGCUGGAGUUCUCCCACACCCGCCUAGAGAACUAUGUACAGGCGCCGCGUAUAGUGCGCCUGAUCGACUGGGUGGACACCGUGUGGCCGCGACACCUCAAGGAUCUGCAGACGGAAUCCACUAAUGCUUUGGAUGAUAUGAUGUACCCCAAAGUACAGAAGUAUUGUCUCAUGUCCGUCAAGGGCUGUUACACGGACUUUCACAUCGACUUUGGCGGGACAUCGGUGUGGUACCACAUUCUGAGAGGUGCGAAAGUGUUCUGGCUGAUCCCGCCCACUGAGAAGAAUUUGCAGCUAUACGAGAAGUGGGUGUUGUCGGGCAAACAAUCGGAUGUGUUCUUCGGCGAUACAGUCGAGAAAUGUAUUCGUGUUCAUCUGCAAGCGGGACACACGUUCUUCAUCCCUACGGGGUGGAUCCACGCGGUGUACACGCCCAGCGAUUCCCUCGUCUUCGGCGGUAACUUCCUACACCAGUUCGGUAUCGAGAAGCAGCUCAAAAUUGCACAGGUUGAAGAUGUCACCAAGGUGCCACAGAAGUUCCGGUACCCGUUCUUCACGGAGAUGCUGUGGUACGUGCUGGACCGCUACGUGAUAGCGCUGCUUGGCCGCACGCACCUCGCGCUGGAGGGCGCGGCCGCGCUCGCGCACGCGCCGCCCCUCGCCCCGCCCACGGACCACGUGCAUCUCACGCAGAACGAACUACACGGAUUGAAGGCGAUAGUGAUGUACCUACACCAGCUGCCGGCGGCGCGCAAGUCGGUGCCGGAGCUGCUGAGCGACCCCAUAGCGCUGGUGCGCGACGUGCGCACGCUCGUCGAGCAGCACCGCCACGACAAGCAGCACCUCGCCGUUACCGGAGUGCCCUUGCUUAAAGGUCCCGAGGAGACGACGACUGAGCGUCGUCAGUCGAGCGGUCGCGGCGGACGCGGCGGUCACCGCGGCACGCCCGCUCGCCCGCGACCCGACCAUGCCAACUCCGCGCCGCGCAGGCGACGCACCAGAUGCAAGAAGUGCGAGGCGUGCCUGCGUACGGACUGCGGCGAGUGCGUGUUCUGCCACGACAUGGUGAAGUUCGGCGGACAGGGCCGCGCCAAGCAGACCUGCGUCAUGCGACAGUGUCUGCAGCCGAUGUUGCCGGUGACGGCGUCGUGCGCGGUGUGCCACCUGGACGGCUGGAUGCAGACGCCGGUGGCGCCGCAAGCCAAGGGUAACUCCGGUCGCAACGGUCCGUCAGUGCUGCGCGAGUGCUCCGUGUGCUACAGCAUCGUGCACCCCGGCUGCGUGCCGCCCGGCGGGCAGCUCAACGAGGACCUGCCCAACUCCUGGGAGUGCCCCACUUGCACCAAUAUGGGACUCAACCACGACUACAAGCCCCGUCAUUUCCGUGCGCGUCAGAAGUCGUCAGACUUACGUCGUAUCAGUGUAGGCUCUGAUGUCAGUCAACUUGGACAUCAUAACAGUCUUCAGAACAAACUGCAGCUGCCCCCGCCUGCUCCCAGGCCUGUCAAGUCAGAAGCGGGCUCCGACAGCGAGGGGAAACACGACCCCUUGCAUCUUAAAUCUGAAGAUGAUAUAAAGCGCGAGGAGUGCGGGGAGGGUGUGGCGGAGGAGGGCUGGGAGCCGUCAGCCAAGAAGCGGCGCAGCAGCCACGAGGACGAGGCGCCCAAGAAGCAGGCGCUGCGGGCGCACCUCGCGCUGCAACUGACGCACCACUCCGGGAAGGUACGUCAUAAGAAUUUGAAGCGGCCUCUAUACCCGGUGCGGCCGGCGGGGUACUGCGGCGCGCAGCACGCGGGCGUGCCGUGGCUGGACCGCGACGCUAUGAUCGCCGUCUUCUCCAAGCUGACGCCCAUCGACCUCACCAACUGCUCCCUCGUCUGCAAGGCCUGGGCUGAGUACACGAUGGAGCCGAGCCUGUGGCGGCACAUGUCGUUCGUGCAGGUGCGCGUGUCUGCGGCGCAGCUGGCCGGCAUCGUGCGCCGCCAGCCGCACACGCUCGGCCUCGAGUGGUGCCAGCUGGCGCGCCGCCAGCUCGCCUGGUUGCUGGCCCGGCUGCCGACGCUGCGCACGCUGUCGCUGGCGGGCUCGCCGGCGGAGGCGGCGCUGGCGCUGCGGUCGCCGUCGUGUCCGCCGCUCACCUCGCUAGACCUGUCGUUCGCGCGCUGCCUCGACGACGCCAAGCUGCGCGGCGUGCUCGCCCCGCCCGAGGCGUCGCGGCCCGGCGGCGGCGCUCGCACCGGCGCCGAGCCAUCGCGCCUCGCCGCGCUCGCCGUGCUGCGCCUGCCCGGCACCGACAUCACCGACGUCGCCAUGCGAUACGUCGUACAGGCGCUACCGAAGCUGUGCGAGCUGGACGCGUCGUCGUGCGCUCGGCUGACGGACGCGGGCGCGGCGCAGUUGGCGCACCACGCGCUGCAGCGGCUGUCGCUGGCCGGCUGCCGCCUGCUCACUGAGGCCGCGCUCGACCACCUCGCGCGCUGCCCCAACCUCGUGCGUUUGGAUCUCCGACACGUGCCGUUGGUGUCGACGCAGGCGGUGAUCAAGUUCGCGGCCAAUUCGAAGCACAACCUACACGUGCAGGAUGUGAAGCUGGUGGAGCUGAGGAAGACCUGAUGCGAGACCGCGCCCGAGCCGGCGCCACAGCCCCAGACAGAGCCCCAGGCGACACCUGAGGGCCAGCCUGAGACUGCCGUGCUCGAGGCCCCGGCCCCUGAGGCCCAGCCGAAGUCCACUUCAGAGGUCCAGCCAGAGUCUGAUCCCAAGGUCCAGCCUGAGUCCACUCCCAAGGUCCAGCCUGAGACCCGAGACCCUGAGACUCCGGAGACAAUGGCAACUGAAUGACUUCCGUGAAUAUUGUGAUGUGUAGUGUAGUGUGUCAGUGUGUUGGUGGCAUAGGAUUGUGUGAUGUCAUUCUCAUUCAGUUCCGCAAUAGUUCUAGUCUAGUUCAGUUUACGUUAGGUAACUGACAUUAAUCUAAUUUUUCUAAAGGUAUUUUGUUAAUGUUUUUAUGUUGGUGCCCUUUUCCGUUUGAAAAGGCUCGAUGAACAAUCAGGGUAUUAAAUGUAACGAAAAAUUCAAAAUUUUUAUUAUGAGGCUUGUUUGUUCUGUACCAUGGCAUGUUACACAACAUAUCGAAAUUACUGGCUAUGCUAUCAACAUACGAUUGUAAAUAAAAGACUUAAAAUAAGCCUAAUGUGUAAUAUUGUUGAAGUGAUACAGUUUAAAAAAAUAUAUAUUAAAGCUCUCAAGUUGAGCAGAACAUUUUUAGUAUUUAAGAUGUAUGUAUGGAUUGUAUGGAUACAAUUCAGCUAUGACUAUAUUAAACCAAAUAUUGUAACCCUCAUGAGCACGUCACAUGUUAAAUUAAUUCUGAUGGGGUAUAGCCGAAUUAGUGCAAUAAGUUUUUGUACAGCGAUCCCGUUUCCACUGCCGUAACAUGUACAAUACGUCAUCCCUCCCACUGUAAAAAUAGAUAUGUCAUUCUAUACAAAUAUACCCUCGCUAUAUUGCGGUAAAAUGUGGAAGGAAAUGUAGAUGUGAGAUAUUUCUUAUAAUUUGACAAAACUUUAGUAUAUUCAAACCACAGGAUUUUAAAAUAGUUAAUGAGUAUCUGUAUACAUGACUAAAAAACCCUUUGUUACGAGACAAAACUAAAUUUUACUAGAUAUUUCAUCUGAUUUAUGAUCAUAUUCAGAGGUUUGGUGUUUUAGAUAGAUUUCACUAAAUCUACACUAAGGGAUUCCCUUAGUCACUGUACUCUGAGUGACAGAUUGUGGGAGUUUUAGUCAAUCUGUUAACAUUAGCAAUGUUUAAAGUUCAUUAGUUUUGAUAAUUUCAUUUUGUAAUUGUAAAGCCUUAAACAUGUGAUAUGCUUAUAUCAAGGAAUGUUUAAUUCUAGUUAGAUAUGUGAUAAUCGUCCUAAUUGCGAUAAUAUCUACAUAUUCUUUAUUUUAUAGCAUGAGACAAAAAAAAUUUGCAAGAUUUCAUGACAAAUGACAGACAGGUGAAACUAAAUAAAAAUUCAACAUAUUAUUUUUCUUUUCUAAUUAAUUGCACUUGCAUCCAGCAAUUGAAAAUUUUAA